Ochotona princeps (American pika) is the source of this 3694-nucleotide messenger RNA. It is a transcript of the gene SLC4A4, whose product is annotated as solute carrier family 4 member 4. Gene Ontology annotation, molecular function: monoatomic anion transmembrane transporter activity; sodium:bicarbonate symporter activity; solute:inorganic anion antiporter activity. The record is from RefSeq and is a predicted model, not a curated record. Gene Ontology annotation, biological process: monoatomic anion transport; transmembrane transport; bicarbonate transport. The transcript is spliced from 27 exons. Gene Ontology annotation, cellular component: basolateral plasma membrane; plasma membrane. NCBI's taxonomy places the organism in Eukaryota, Metazoa, Chordata, Mammalia, Lagomorpha, Ochotonidae. The coding region runs from base 199 to 3534 and encodes 1111 amino acids.
GCCGCGCCCCAGGCCCGCGCCUCCUCGACUCCCGCGGGCUCCCCAGCCUCCAACCCCGGCGGCGCGCCGGGCAGCGCUCGGGUGACGGCGGCCGCGGCCAGGGUGGCAGCCAAGGCGGCGGCGGCGGCGGCAGCGGCCGCUGCAGCCCCACACUCAGCCGCCAAGCUGGAGGAGCGACGGAAGCCGGACCCCAGGAGGAUGGAGGAUGAAGCUGUUCUGGACAGAGGGGCUUCCUUCCUCAAACAUGUGUGUGAUGAAGAAGAAGUAGAAGGCCACCACACCAUCUACAUUGGGGUCCACGUGCCGAAGAGCUACCGGAGAAGGAGACGCCACAAGAGAAAGACAGGACACAAGGAGAAGAAGGAAAAGGAGAGGAUCUCAGAGAACUACUCCGACAAGUCAGAUGUGGAAAAUGCUGACGAGUCCAGUAGCAGCAUACUGAAGCCUCUCAUCUCUCCCGCCGCAGAACGCGUCCGAUUCAUCUUGGGGGAGGAGGAUGACAGCCCAGCACCCCCUCAACUCUUCACCGAACUGGAUGAGUUGCUGGCCGUGGAUGGGCAGGAGAUGGAGUGGAAGGAGACGGCGAGGUGGAUCAAGUUUGAAGAAAAAGUGGAGCAGGGUGGGGAGAGGUGGAGCAAGCCCCACGUGGCCACAUUGUCCCUGCACAGCCUGUUUGAGCUGAGGACAUGCAUGGAGAAAGGGUCCAUCAUGCUGGACCGGGAGGCCACGUCUCUCCCACAGCUUGUGGAGAUGAUUGUUGACCAUCAGAUAGAGACAGGCCUGCUGAAGGCUGACCUGAAGGACAAGGUGACCUAUACUCUGCUGCGGAAGCAUCGGCAUCAGACCAAGAAAUCCAACCUGCGCUCACUGGCCGACAUCGGGAAGACAGUCUCCAGUGCCAGUAGGAUGUUUACGAACCCCGAUAACGCCCGCAGCCCGCUUGAGAGCUCAGUGCCCUGCCUAACAACCCGAAACUCGGACGAUGACCCCUGUGUGCGCCGCACUCCCAGCGCAGGAUGGCUAAGUAGUCCAGCCAUGACUCACAGGAAUCUGACCUCCUCCAGCUUGAAUGACAUUUCUGACAAACCAGAAAAGGACCAGCUGAAAAAUAAGUUCAUGAAAAAACUGCCACGUGAUGCAGAAGCUUCCAACGUGCUUGUUGGGGAGGUUGACUUCUUGGAUACGCCCUUCAUUGCCUUUGUUCGACUACAGCAGGCUGUCAUGCUGGGCGCCCUGACUGAGGUCCCUGUGCCCACAAGGUUCUUGUUCAUCCUCUUAGGUCCGAAGGGGAAAGCCAAGUCCUACCACGAGAUUGGCAGAGCCAUUGCUACCUUGAUGUCUGACGAGGUAUUCCACGACAUUGCCUACAAAGCAAAAGAUAGGCAUGACUUGAUUGCUGGCAUCGACGAGUUCCUGGAUGAAGUCAUUGUCCUGCCACCUGGAGAGUGGGACCCGGCCAUCAGGAUAGAACCUCCCAAGAGUCUCCCGUCCUCUGACAAAAGAAAGAAUAUGUACUCAGGUGGCGAGAACAUUCAGAUGAAUGGGGACACGCCCCACGACGGAGGCCAUGGAGGAGGAGGCCACGCGGACUGUGAGGAACUGCAGCGAACUGGACGGUUCUGCGGUGGACUCAUUAAGGACCUCAAGAGGAAAGCACCAUUUUUUGCCAGUGAUUUUUAUGAUGCUUUAAACAUUCAGGCGCUUUCAGCAAUUCUCUUUAUUUAUCUGGCGACCGUCACGAAUGCUAUCACUUUCGGAGGCCUGCUUGGGGAUGCCACCGACAACAUGCAGGGCGUGCUGGAGAGUUUCCUGGGUACCGCAGUCUCAGGAGCCAUCUUUUGCCUUUUUGCUGGUCAACCACUCACCAUUUUGAGCAGCACAGGACCUGUCCUUGUUUUCGAGAGGCUUCUGUUUAAUUUCAGCAAGGACAAUGAUUUUGACUACUUGGAGUUUCGCCUUUGGAUUGGCCUGUGGUCAGCCUUCCUGUGUCUAAUUUUGGUAGCCACCGAUGCCAGCUUCUUGGUUCAAUACUUUACCCGUUUCACCGAAGAGGGAUUCUCAUCUCUGAUCAGCUUCAUCUUUAUCUACGAUGCUUUCAAGAAGAUGAUCAAGUUGGCCGAUUAUUACCCCAUCAACUCUGACUUCAAAGUGGGCUACAACACCAUCUUUUCCUGUGUCUGCAUCCCACCAGGUCCAGCUAAUAUCUCAAUAGCGAAUGACACAACGCUAGUCCCAGAGGAAUUGCCAACUGUUUAUCCUGCUGAAAUGCACCACAAUACUAGCUUUGACUGGGGACUUUUGUCGAAGAAGGAGUGUUUGAAAUACGGAGGACAGCUGGUGGGGAACAAUUGUAAUUUUGUUCCUGAUGUGACCCUCAUGUCUUUCAUCCUCUUCCUGGGCACCUACACCUGUUCGAUGGCUCUGAAAAAAUUCAAGACCAGUCGUUAUUUUCCAACCACAGCAAGGAAAUUGAUCAGCGAUUUUGCCAUUAUCUUGUCCAUUCUCAUCUUCUGUGUAAUAGAUGCCCUAGUAGGUGUGGAUACUCCAAAAUUAAUUGUGCCAAGCGAGUUCAAGCCAACAAGUCCACACCGAGGUUGGUUUGUCCCGCCGUUUGGAGGAAACCCCUGGUGGGUGUACCUAGCUGCCGCCAUCCCUGCUCUGCUGGUUACCAUUUUGAUUUUCAUGGACCAGCAGAUCACAGCUGUGAUUGUAAACAGGAAAGAACAUAAACUCAAGAAAGGAGCUGGGUAUCACCUGGAUCUCUUUUGGGUGGCUGUCCUCAUGGUGGUGUGCUCCUUCAUGGGUCUCCCGUGGUACGUGGCUGCCACCGUCAUCUCGAUUGCUCACAUCGACAGCUUGAAAAUGGAGACGGAGACUUCUGCACCUGGAGAACAACCCAAGUUUCUAGGAGUGAGGGAACAAAGAGUGACUGGAACACUGGUGUUUAUCCUGACUGGUCUGUCAGUGUUUAUGGCUCCCAUCUUGAAGUUUAUCCCCAUGCCUGUACUCUAUGGUGUGUUCCUGUACAUGGGGGUGGCAUCGCUUAAUGGUGUGCAGUUCAUGGAUCGUCUGAAGCUGCUUUUGAUGCCCCUGAAACAUCAGCCUGACUUUAUCUACCUGCGUCACGUGCCCCUGCGCAGAGUCCACCUGUUCACCUUCCUGCAGGUGUUGUGUCUGGCCCUGCUCUGGAUCCUCAAGUCGACUGUUGCUGCUAUCAUUUUCCCUGUCAUGAUCUUGGCCCUUGUAGCUGUCAGAAAAGGCAUGGACUACCUCUUCUCCCAGCAUGAUCUCAGCUUCCUUGAUGAUGUCAUUCCAGAAAAGGACAAGAAAAAGAAGGAGGAUGAGAAGAAAAAGAAAAAGAAGAAGGGGAGUCUGGACAGCGACAAUGAUGAUUCUGACUGCCCAUACUCAGAAAAGGUUCCAAGUAUUAAAAUUCCAAUGGACAUCAUGGAACAGCAGCCUUUCCUAAGUGAGAGCAAACCUUCCGACAGAGAAAGAUCAUCAACAUUCCUCGAGCGCCACACAUCAUGCUGAUAAAAUUUCUUUCCUUCAGUCAUUGGGUUUGCCAAGUCCUCCUCGAACUCCAGUAAAAGCUGUGCCUCAAAUUAGAAUAGAACUUGAGCCUGAAGACAAUGAUUCUUUCUGGAGGAGCAAGGGAACAGAAACUACGUUGUAACCUGUUUUUUGUCUUUCU